AGAGUUUAUCGACAAUAAAAUAUUAAAGAGGGCUCUAUAAUAGGGUAGUUGAUCUCUUCAUUUUAAUAUAUUAUAGGAUGGAACUUUACCUCGUCGUUUAUAUUGAGAAAACCCAACACCACCACCAUUUUCAUCGCCAAAUUUGAGAAAGCUUAAGAUUUCUCGUAAUUUUUGCAAAUAUCCAUGUCCAGGAUUCAUCCGACCGAAAAGUUCUCGCCGGGAGAUUCUCAUCCUCCAAGUCCGCCCUCUCUCUUCACUUUGUGGAAGAGAUCCACCAUGAAUUUCCAAGGAACUGAUGGAUUUACAGUUUUUGAUCACCGCGGCAAAUUGGCUUUCCGGGUGGAGAAUUACGCCAGAAAUAGGUGUUUCGCCGCUGCUGGCGGACUGCUUCUCAUGGACGGAUCGGGGAAGCCUCUAUUGACGGUGAAACCAAAGGCAUUGAGCAUGAAGAAUCAGUGGAAUGGAUACAGAGGCGAACUCGAUUGUUCGAAGAAUGCGACGCCGUCGAGGCUAUUCACGAUGAGAAGACCUUCCUCAAAUCUAAUUCACACGAGUGCAUCCGAGGCAGAAAUCCACAUAGAUGAAAGCAACCAAACAGCGCCACCAGAUUUCAAAAUCGAGGGAUCAUUUGGACGACGGAGUUGCAAGAUCACCAGAGGCGCCACCGGCGAGGUGGUGGCUAAGAUAUCGAGAAAAACAGUAAAUGCGACUCUUGUGUUAAGCAACGACGUGUUUACUCUAAUGGUGCAACCUGGUAUGGAGCCAGAGCUUGUAAUGGCCUUCGUAAUUAUCCUAGAUCGCAUUUGUAUCAAGCCAUUUUCCCCUCUUCUAUGUUCAUAACUAUAAUGUCUCCGAUGUAGUUUGCCAAUUUUUAUGUAACAUCUUUUUUGAAACUGUAUGCUGAAAUCUAUUAACAAAUCCUCAAAUUCA
Messenger RNA from Olea europaea var. sylvestris, 930 nucleotides. Its product is annotated as protein LURP-one-related 8-like. Bases 184 to 840 code for a protein of 218 amino acids. The transcript has 2 exons. NCBI's taxonomy places the organism in Eukaryota, Viridiplantae, Streptophyta, Magnoliopsida, Lamiales, Oleaceae. The record is from RefSeq and is a predicted model, not a curated record.